Molecule: messenger RNA, 3233 nt
Organism: Trematosphaeria pertusa
Lineage: Eukaryota; Fungi; Ascomycota; Dothideomycetes; Pleosporales; Trematosphaeriaceae
Exons: 2
Coding region: 54-3233 (1059 amino acids)
Biological process (GO): Golgi to plasma membrane transport; exocytosis
Cellular component (GO): exocyst
Source: RefSeq, a predicted model, not a curated record
GCUCUUCCCAAACAGCUCCCCACAACGCCCGCAACACUCCUUCAACCGCCAAAAUGGAGUCCAUGGAAACACAGCUCCUCAACAAAUACAACAUCCCCUCGCUCUUCCCCUCGCAAUGGCCCGAAGAAAAAGACCGCGGCUCCGACGACGAGGACGACGAUCCCGCGCCCGCACAACCAGCGUACACCCCACAGUCUCGCGGCUCCGUGUCGCGCCGCCCGAAGAGCAGAUACUCGGUGCUAGAGGGCGGCGGCGGGUUCCAGCGCCGCAGAACAGGCGUCGAGAAGACGAAGGACGGCGUGGAGAACCUGGUGCAGAAAGACGAGCAGGACCCGCUGGGCGCGUUCCCGAGCGUGGUGCAGGUGCUGCGCCAGCGCGGCCUGCCCGUCGAAGACGACGUCAAGCUCAGAAACAGGUUCCUCCUCUCCUCGACCACCUUCUCGCCCUCGCUCUUCCUGUCCCAGGUCCAUAGCGACGCGUCCACCGAUAGCCUCCUCGCCGGCCUCGACUUCCUCUCCCGCAGCAUUGAGAAGAAAUCGGCGAGUCUGAAGGUUCUGGUCGAGGCGAAUUUUGAGCGCUUUGUCGGCGCGAAGGCGACGAUUGAUCGCGUGUAUAGCGAGAUGCGCGAUGUGGGGAAGGAGCCGGACAGCCCGAAACGCCCGGCGCAUAGCAGGGGUGCGAGCCGCAGUAGCUUUUCCGCGCGCAAGGCGAGUGAGAGCCAGACUUUGAGUCCGGGGAUGGUGGGCCGCGUGCCCUCGGAGAAGAAGAAGAAUGCGCUGGUUAAGGAGAGCGAGUAUGGCGUGCACGGGAUUAAGGUGCCGCUUACCGAGGUGGCGGUUAAGGCCGAGGAGGUGUGGGGUCCCGCGCUGGGUGGCAGGGAGAAAGAAGAGACGUUGAAAGCUAUCUUGGCGUCGGUGGAGAAGAAUAGAGGACUGUUUGAGGUCGGGUCCGCGAUUCAGGAUGCGAUUAGGAGGAGGGACCAUGAGACGAUUGUGGAGGAGUAUGCGAGGGCGAGGAAGUUUGCCGAGGACGCGAGAUAUAUUGUGGAGCAGGCGAGCUUUUCUCAGACGCCGCUUACGGAUGCGCAGAUCCAUCAGAUUAUUGUUACUGCGAGGAUGUGGUCGGAUGUCGAGCAUCAGAUUGAGAGUUUCAAGAGGGAUGCGUGGAAGAGGUUGACCAGCACGCACUUUACGAAGCAGCAGUCGGGCAUCGAGGAAGCCAAAUCGGAGCAGUAUAUGGAGAUCAUUUCGAUCAUGCUGGAGCUGGGUGUGGAGGAUAAUCCGAUUUGGAUAUGGCUGCUUUCUCGGUACGAGUAUCUUAGGUCUCGACUUUCCGACACGAUCGAUCGAUCAACGGUUGAGAUUGAGGUUCUAAGGCGGUAUCUGGCGAAUGGGAAGAAGCCGAGCUUGAAGAUGUUCUGUCAGCACCUCCGAACUGUCCCGCUCAGCAACAGCAUCACCGCGGAGCCCGCGAAGCUGGAUUCGACGAAGGUGGUCGAGUUCUGGGAGCACGUGCAUACUUCUAUGACGAACCUGCUAUCUCUUAAUGGGGGCUUGCUCGGCGAGGUCAUUGAGUACUGGGAUAUUGCUCGGUCGUUCGUUGAGGGCAAGGCACAGAGGAGUCUGCCAAUGGGGUUCAACAACCAAUCCUCAGUGCAUCACAAACUCUCGUCGACCAAUAUCACCGAGCUGGAGAAGGGCACGACGGAACUCAUCAACAUCAUCCGGGAGCAUCUCUACUCGUUCUUUGCGGAUCCGCCGCCUGAGGAUAUCUCCAGUCUGUUCUCGCCGCUUCCGAUGACGCCUACCCCAACUACACCCAGGACGCCUCUCACUGCAUCGGCGCUGAGUCCGACCAUGGGGUCGAAGUUUCGAUUUGAUCCGAGUAAUGUACCGCCGCCUUCGCCUAGAAGGGGUGAGUCGUGGGAGAAGUACGCGUUCUGGCCGCCACAUUCGAACGCGCUUUCCGGAUGUCACUAUCUCGCUAGGACGCUCGUCUUGAUCGGCACUGCCGCGAAUGAGCUCGCGUCUUUGCGACUUCCGGAGAUUGGACCUACUGUUCGCAUUGAUGAAGCUCUCCGUGCGCUCGUUGGCGGCGUCCGCGAACGCUGCGUUCAAGCUGUUUGCGCUGCCUGGAAUGCCGACGCCAAUAAUCUCAGAGUGCUCGAAGAUUGGACGCGCGAUGCGGACCGGAAAGACAUCACUACUAUGCCCUCGCGCUUCCUCGCUAUUCACAGCUUCCUGCUCAACAACUUGCAGAAGAUUAUGUAUGUCGAGGCGGCGACUAAGACGUCGGUGGAUGUUGUGGUUCCCCCAAGCAACAAGCUGUUGCAGAUGGUUAGGAGCCAGUUUGUGAUGAGUCUGUACCGAACUCUAAGUGGGAUGGUGGAGUGUGCAGAGAAAGGGAGAGAGGCCCUGGGAAAAGAGUUCGAGAUCAAGGGUGAUGAUCUCACAGUUGACGAGGAGGAGGGAGGAGAUGGUGGGUGGGGUAAGGUGGAUGCAAGCAAACAGUCCAUCCGCCUCCUCCUCACUCUUAGCAACAUGACCUCCUUCCAAACCGAAAUCACGCCCCAACUCCUCACCCUCUUCGAAACCCUCUUCUCCGUCCAACUCACCGACGAAACAAACCACAUCCGGGACACCCUCUCGCAACUCGACGCUCAACUCUUCCGCUCCUAUACAAUACCGCACGCCGUGAAAAUCGCCUCCACCGUCGAAUCCGGCAUCUUCUCGCCCACCUGGGCGCCUGACCCCGCCCCCGGAAAAUCCGUCGCCGACCGCGAACCCAGCCCUUACGUCUUCACCAUCCUCCUCGACCUCGUCAUCGUCCACACAGAAGUAUCAACCACCUCUCCCCCGCUCACCCCGCGCAUCCUGCGCGCCCUCUUCGAAGCCACCACCCAGUCCCUCAUCGCCACCUUCUCCCAGCUGCCCGCCUGCAACCUCACUGGCCUCAUGCAGGCCACACUCGACGUCGAGUUCAUGGCCCAGACGCUCGCCAGCUACACCACCGAGAAGGCCAGCCAGGUCCAGACGGAUAUCUAUCAGGUCCUGGAUGGGAAGACGGAUAAUAGGGCGAGGGUGCGGCUGCAGGAGGAGCUGGGCAGCUUAAGGGGUACGCUGAAGAGGUUGAGGGAGGCGACGAAGGUGGAGUUUAGUUGCUUUAGAAGAGGGAGGAGUGCGAGGGGGACGACGGUGGGGGAGAGGGAGGGUGCGGGGCGGAGGGAGGGGUAG